This is a messenger RNA of Ichthyophthirius multifiliis, 512 nucleotides long. RefSeq lists its product as hypothetical. The record is from RefSeq and is a predicted model, not a curated record. The transcript is spliced from 4 exons. NCBI's taxonomy places the organism in Eukaryota, Ciliophora, Oligohymenophorea, Hymenostomatida. The annotation marks the transcript as partial.
AAAAGAAAUAAGAUGAUUAUAAAAAUGGAAUGGUUGAUUUAUUAAGUAAAGAUACUAAAGCAUUACCUGAUUUAGCUUCUGAAUCUUAAUUAAAAUUUAAAGAAAUGAAAUAAGGAUUUAAUUAAUAAAUCAAUUAAUUAGAAAAUAAUACUUGUAAAAGUUAAAAUUAAUAUUAUGGAUUAGAAAAGCAAAAAGAAAAGUUACUUUUUUAUUUAAAUGAAUUAGAAAAUAUACAUAAUAAAAUGGAUACAGAUAAUAAAUAAACUUUAAAUAAUAUAAAAGAAAAAUAUACGAAAGAUAAAGAAAAAAGAGAAUAAUUAGAAGAAGAUUUAGAAAAAGCUAAAUAAUAACAUGAUAGAAUAUUAUAAGAAUACGAAUAAAGAGUAAAAGAAUUAAAAGAAAAAUAAAUUAUAGAAGAUUUAGAAGAUUAAAGAUAUUAAGAAGAUUUAGAAAUAGAAAUUAAUGAUGAAAAGAAAAAAAUCGAAUAACAUAAGGCUAUUCUUUAAGAAAUA